Messenger RNA from Phialemonium atrogriseum, 1400 nucleotides. RefSeq names its product NUDIX hydrolase domain-like protein. Lineage: Eukaryota; Fungi; Ascomycota; Sordariomycetes; Cephalothecales; Cephalothecaceae. Gene Ontology annotation, molecular function: 8-oxo-dGDP phosphatase activity. The transcript is spliced from 3 exons. Bases 189 to 1199 code for a protein of 336 amino acids. The record is from RefSeq and is a predicted model, not a curated record.
GAUUCUCCACCCAGCUUUUUAGAAGGCUGGAAACACCUCACCAAGCUAGGACAUACGCCUGGUUGGAAACACCUAUGUAAGCGAAAGCAUUGCGCGAUUUCGCCUUUUAAACAGUAACGGUGUCCAGGUGUGAUUAAAGAAUUUCGAGGAAUAGAACAGCCAAACAGUUGGUUUCACCUCAGGCAAAUAUGGCAAAACGACUGACUAGCCUGGACCUGAUCAACAAAUGCGAUGCGUUUCCCGAUCCGGUAAAAGACCCCAAAGGUUACGCUGCUCGACUCCAGAGCCUGUACACCCUGGUCUGGGAGGAUGCGGCUGGCGCCGUGCCAAUUGGCUACAUGCCACGGUCCGUCUUCGAAACCCUGCUCAAGACCCCCGUGAGCGUCAAGGGGGAGCUCGACUUCAACGCGGCAAAGGGCACCGUGACGCUCUUCCACCAGCCUGAGACCGAGCCCGAGCGCACAAAGCUCGUCGCCAACCUGACCGACUACUGGCGGCAGAAAGGCACAUUUCGCAUCCUCAAGGGCUGGCGCGACGAGCUCUGGCCCGUCUAUGACAGGCGGGGCAAUGUCCUGUUCAGCAUGGAGCGGUCGGCCAUGGGGCUCUUCGGCACGAUGCGCUACGGGGUCCACCUGACGGCAUUUGUGCGCCAGAAGGGCGACGAUAGCGAGCACGACAUGCGCAUCUGGGUCCCCAAGCGGUCCACCAUGAAGACAACGUACCCCGGCAUGCUGGACAACACCGUGGCCGGCGGCUUGAUGACCGACGAGGACCCGUUUGAGUGCAUGAUCCGCGAGGCCGACGAGGAGGCGUCCCUCCCGGAGGACGUCGUGCGCAAUCACGCCAAACACGUCGGGACCGUGACGUACAUCUACAUAACCGACGAGCGCUCGGGCGGCGAGGACGGCCUCAUCUACCCGGAGUGCCAGUGGGUGUACGAUCUGGAGCUGCCGGCGGACCAGAGCGUCACGCCAGAACCCAAGGACGGCGAGGUCGAAUCCUUCAGCCUGUGCACGGUCGAGGAGAUCCAAGAGCAGCUGGCCCAGGGCAGGUGGAAGCCCAACUGCGCCCUGGUCAUGCUUGACUUCUUCGUCAGGCACGGCAUUCUGACCCGGGAGAACGAUCCGAACUAUGACGAGAUUCGAAGGAGGGUGCAUCGCGAGAUGCCGUUUCCCGGCCCACAUCAAGCACUUCGUUGACUGGUAGUGUUUUACAUAUCUUGUGUGUUUUAGGGGGUAUCAUCGGUUCCAUUUCCCUCUUCAUUUCCUAGCCUAGACCCCUGAACGCCUGUUAAACCCCCUUUUCCCUUCUCUUGGGUUGGUACGGGUUGUCGUCAUCUCGUGUUUUUGUUCUCUAGAUCCUAGACCCUCUUUCGCAGCAGCAGCAGCAGCAGCAGCAGC